AUUGCCGUCACUAUGCCAAUAAUGCCUUCAGACGACACAUUUCUGUCGUCUGACAUGUUUCAAGUUUUUUAGACGACAUAAUAAACUAAUUGUGUUGUCUGAAUAGCAUGAAAAUCCACACUAGUUCAUUUUUUCCAGCUUUGAAAAAUUCAGACAACAGAUAACUAUACCAAGAAAUUCUCACUUUCAAUUGAAAAAAUAAGACAACAUUUUUAUGUUGAAAAAUGUUGUCUGAGUGAAAUAGGGAAAUUACUUCUCAUUGUGUGUCCAAAAACCAUUUUUUGUUACAACGUAAACUUAUCAAAUUAAUACCCUAGCAAGCCCGUGUUAUUCCCACAAAAACUCAAACCAUCAAAAACACAUUCUCUCGCGCCUAACUCUAUCUCAAACCAGCAGCAACCCAGAGCAACAAACUCAGCAGCAAUCCAAUUUAUAAAACAGUCUCUCUCUCUCUCUCUCUCUCUCUCUCUCUCUCUCUCUCUCUCUCUCUGCAGCCUUCAGCUUUGAUCUUUUUCAUUCUGGAUCUGAUUCAUAGCCGCUUAAUCUCGAGGCCCCGAUCUAUCGUCAGCUGAGGUUACAUGUUGCUCGGGUUUUGGCAAAUUAAAAACCCAAGCUUGAGCCCUUCGAUCUCUCUUCGUGAAACCCUAAAAUCCCAUUCCUAGAUGCCAAGUUAUCUGCUGGUAUAGGUCCUAUCGAAUCUAUGCCUUAUCAUCUCCGGCAGAAGUCGCCGCUUCCUAAAUACGAACCCAACUUUUGGUCAAAUGCAAAUAAGGGCACUUUUCUAUUCUCAUUGCAAAGAAUUGGUAUCCAAGACUAUGAAUUUCCUGGAACGAAGGUGGGAGGUUCCUGUUCCUCGUGCAAUUGAAGUUAUUUAUUCUUCUUCAUCUGGAGAGGGCACUGAUCCUCGCUUUGUAAAAUUGGCACCAGUAUUUAGAUGCUCAAUGUUGAAGUCUGGUGACAAAAAAAAGGCUGAUUCCACAGUCUCACUGGUUUUACCCUGGUCUACAGACCCAGGUAUCAUGCACAAGGCUGAUUAUCUUUUCAAACUUUUGUUGAAGAGUCCUGUUCCGGCACCUCUGGCAAUAGAGUUGGCACUCUUUGGCAGGAAACAUGAUCUCAUCAAGCUUGGCACUCUAAAGGGUGGGAUAUGCAAAAAAUAUGGGAUCAACAAGGAGAAAAUUGAUAUACUGCGGAGACGUCUCGAACGCUCCUUAAAGGAACUUUUUUGUGUGAAAUGUUCCUUAAAGGUGUGUGAAGUGUUCUCGAACGUUCGUCUCUGUUCUUCAACAAGGAUGGAAGGAGCUUUGUCAAUGGUGGAGUCAUCUUUAGAGAAAUAUGGCAUUUCUUGCACACUGAAUCUGAUUAAGCGUACCGUGACUAUCUCAACAACUGGAGCGACCAAAGAGUACCCCGAUGCUCUUGAGAAAGCGAGGCAUCUUUUGCAACUUUUGACAACAACUAAUGUCCCCGCCAUCUCGGGUACAAAUUGCAGAUCCUUCCUGUUGUUAUUUUAUCUGACAAGUACUGUUGCAGGAUGAAUAGUAAUCAGUAUUUGGGUGCUGACAAUAAUAAGACACAGCUAUUAGAAUUUAACUCUUUAAGCUUUAUUUGGAUGUUCCAUGCCAUACUUUGGUAAUUGGUUUCAUUAGAAGAAGGUACUAUGACUUGAAGGUUGGGAAUGGAACUGAGGCAGUGAUAGGAUCCCGGGUUGCAGUACGGUUGUGAUCAAGUUAAAUUUCAAUAUUUUGAGUAUAUAUAAUCAAUACUGUCUCCAAGAAUAUGCCAAUACCAAGUGUUAUUAGAUAUCACAUAUUACUAAACUUCCAUACUUGACUAGAUACCAAAUGAACCUUCGAGACAUUCCCAGUAGGACCUUACUAUGCUCGUAGCUAGUUGUCUGCUCAAGUAUUCUCUCUUCCAAUGUGUUACUUGGCUGCCUUUUAGGUCUAUCUUCUAGAUUCUUCCUAUCUUCUUUUUACACUGUUUUACGAAUGGCACUAAUUGAUACUUUGUACUAUUAUCCGAUUCCAUACCAUGAUAUAGACAUUCUGAGAGGUAAGAAGCCCUCACAGAUCUUCUGGGAUUAGAGUUGUUCAUUAGCUGCAUCCUCAAAAAUCAACUAAGCAUGUAAUGGAUACAUUCUGUCAUAGAUUUUAAAGUAAACUUGACCUCAGAUAAGAUUGCUAAAACACAUAAUUAGAGUCUUUCAAAUUACCAAAAAUCUAUGAGUAAUUCAAGAGUCUUUCAAAUUACCAAAUAUUUAUAUGAGUAAUUCCAGUACAAUGAAUGCAAUUUAACUAAGCAUCUCUGUUUGCAGGUUCAUUAUGUUGCAAAGUGGAAGGGUAUCGCUUUCAUGACAAGUAGACAAGGAUUUGGUGUUGGUGGAGGAACGAUUACUUUGACUCUUUCGUGUUGAUUUUACUAGGAGAGGAGAGCUUGCAGAUCGCCAUGUCAAUUCCAUAUAUAUAUAUAGGGGCGGGUUCUGAAGCGGACGUCCGCACUUGGCUAAAGUGCGGACGGCGACGCAGCGGCGGCGUUCCAGGCUGCGACAGCGGCUCGGGGCUUGGCGGACGGAGGCCGGAGGCUUGGUGGACGGUUCUGGGCAGCGUUCGAGGUUGGAGGAGGUCGGAGUUGCAGGUUUCUGGGCAGCGAGCUCACCUGCAACUACAGGUUUCUGGCCAAGGCUGCAACCACGUCGCCGGCGACUCCACCGACUGCAGACCCGUCCGUCUGACCCGUGGCGUCUGUCCGGCAAGCUCCGCCGCUCCGUCGCACCCCGAGCCGAGCUGUAGCAGCGCCGUCCGCACUUUAACGAAAGUGCUGACGUCCUCUUUUGAACGCGUUCCUAUAUAUAUAUAUAUAUAUAUAUAUAUAUAUAUAUAUAUUGCUUUGGAGUAAUAUUACUCUAUAAUUAUUUGUUUUUGGGUUAGAAGUAGUCUAGUUUUGCUUGGUGUUCUCUUAAAUUAUGUUCUGAAUUGGCUUCAAGCCUUUUGACUUUGAUGAUAUAACAAGCCUUUUGUAUUGUUCCAAAAUGAAUGGUGU
Rosa chinensis is the source of this 3042-nucleotide messenger RNA. RefSeq lists its product as uncharacterized. Bases 762 to 1538 code for a protein of 258 amino acids. The record is from RefSeq and is a predicted model, not a curated record. NCBI's taxonomy places the organism in Eukaryota, Viridiplantae, Streptophyta, Magnoliopsida, Rosales, Rosaceae. Gene Ontology annotation, molecular function: RNA binding. The transcript is spliced from 11 exons.